AUGUCUUCACGAAUGGUGAUGAAAUGUCUGCAAGUCAGUCGCCAAGCUCGGCGAACGGAUAAACAGCUACUUGAUCAAAUACGAACAGUGAGGGAAAAACAGUUCUUGCAGAUGGCUCUGAACGGCCAAAUGGAUGAGGUCGUGAACUACCGUUUCGGCGAUCGGCUUUCGAACCACACACAGACGCCUUCAGAUUGGACGGGACAAGGUAAUCGCCGGGAGAGUUGGAUUAUUCCUCCAAGUGCGGUGCGAAUACAAAUUCCGAAAAAAAACACCAGUAACUACUCAGAGGAUUUAAAUACGCUGGAAGAUACCCUCCAUUUGAAUACACUGAUACAGUUCCCUGUGGUGUUUGUACUGCUGACACAGCCACAGCAAUCCAUUUUCAAACUCCCCAGUCUUCCCAUUUCCGAUACUCUGUCGUCCAUUUCUGACAAUGUACUAGUGCGAUUGGAUGAACGUCAGCAAUAG
Opisthorchis viverrini is the source of this 471-nucleotide messenger RNA. RefSeq lists its product as hypothetical. Bases 1 to 471 code for a protein of 156 amino acids. The transcript is spliced from 4 exons. Lineage: Eukaryota; Metazoa; Platyhelminthes; Trematoda; Opisthorchiida; Opisthorchiidae. The record is from RefSeq and is a predicted model, not a curated record.